CAAAUUCCACGUCAUCAUUUCCCAAAUUUCCACAAUCAGGCGCCAAACUGAUUAUUCUCCGUUUAAUGUAUAUAGGGAUUUGAUUUGCGUUAAGUUUUUGAUCGAUCGAUCAUGGCGUCGGGGAGGACUUUCAUUCGUCAAGCUGCGGCGAACGCCAAGCAUCUCGGCGGUGUUGCCGUCCGGAGAUUUUCGUUGGCGGCGCCGGAGCUACCUCCCUUCGAUUACGUGCCGAAGCACUACACUGGACCCUUGGCCGAUGAAGUACUUGCCAAGCGCAAGAAGUUUCUUGGUUCUUCUCUCUUCUACUAUUACCAGAAGCCUCUUAAUAUUGUUGAAGGAAAGAUGCAAUAUUUGUUUGAUGAGAGUGGCAGGCGCUAUCUUGAUGCAUUUGCUGGAAUUGUUACUGUCUCUUGUGGUCAUUGCCAUCCUGAAGUUUUGGAUGCUAUUAUGGAGCAAAGCAAGCUUCUCCAGCAUGCUACAACUAUAUACCUACACCAUGCUAUAGCUGAUUUUGCAGAGGCCCUGGCAUCUAAGAUGCCUGGAAACUUAAAGGUUGUGUAUUUUGUAAACUCUGGGACUGAAGCAAAUGAGUUAGCUAUGUUAAUGGCACGACUAUACAGUGGUAAUCUUGGAAUGAUUGGCUUGAGGAAUGCAUAUCAUGGUGGAAGUUCUGGUACAAUAGGACUAACUGCCCUUAACACAUGGAAAUACUCAAUACCACAGGGUGAGAUUCACCAUGUUAUGAAUCCAAAUCCAUAUCGUGGAAUCUUUGGUUCUGAUGCCAGUCAAUAUGCUAAAGAAGUACAAGAUCACAUUGAUUAUGGUACUUCAGGGAAAGUUGCUGGUUUUAUUGCUGAAACCAUUCAGGGAGUUGGAGGAGCAGUUGAGCUAGCCCCUGGAUACCUAAAAUUAGUUUAUGAUAUGGUGCGCAAGGCUGGUGGUGUCUGCAUUGCAGAUGAAGUGCAAUCUGGAUUUGGUCGUACAGGAAGUCACUACUGGGGUUUUGAAACACAGGGGGUCAUUCCUGAUAUAGUUACCAUGGCAAAGGGUAUUGGUAAUGGAUUGCCUUUGGGGGCAGUUGUCACAACGCCGGAAAUAGCCAAUGUAUUGGCUCAGAAGAUACAAUUUAACACCUUUGGUGGAAACCCUGUGUGCUCUUCUGGUGGACUUGCAGUUCUCAGAGUUAUUGAUAAGGAGAAGCGUCAAAAGCAUUGCGCUGAUGUUGGUUCACACUUGAUUGGACGUUUAACCAGUCUUCAGGAAAAACAUGAAAUUAUUGGAGAUGUGAGAGGCAGAGGCUUAAUGGUGGGUAUAGAACUUGUCACCGACAGAAAAGAGAAGACUCCUGCCAAGGCAGAAACUGCAGUUUUAUUUGAGAAGCUCCGAGAGCUUGGUGUUCUGGUUGGAAAAGGGGGACUCCAUGGGAAUGUUUUCAGAAUAAAGCCGCCUAUGUGUUUCACCAAGGAAGAUGCAGAUUUCCUGGUCGAUGCUUUGGACUACGCCAUGACAAGGUUGUGAGAAGAUGUAUACUCAGACCAGCGCAGGCAUGACUUCUUAGCCUGUCCUCUUAUAAUUUGCACCAGUUCUGGUAAAGAAGCUUGACUCAAAAGUACAUCUUUGGACAUUAACUGGCGUUAGUAAUUAUUUCCUUGAUGGUGGAAAAUAAAAUUUUACUUAUGAAUUAAGAAUAUAUUGUGUUGUUGAGGGUCGUCGAAUGGUCACUAUGUCCGAUAACAAGGACAAUUAAUCCCAUAUUCCUGGCCCGUCCAAAGUAAAUCUUUGGACAGUAACUGGCGUUAAGAAUAUUGUGUUCUUAAUUAUUUAUUAAAUUUUUAACUUUUUCAAUAUUA
Diospyros lotus (date-plum) is the source of this 1850-nucleotide messenger RNA. Its product is annotated as alanine--glyoxylate aminotransferase 2 homolog 1, mitochondrial. Gene Ontology annotation, biological process: glyoxylate catabolic process. Gene Ontology annotation, molecular function: pyridoxal phosphate binding; L-alanine:glyoxylate transaminase activity. The transcript is spliced from 9 exons. The record is from RefSeq and is a predicted model, not a curated record. NCBI's taxonomy places the organism in Eukaryota, Viridiplantae, Streptophyta, Magnoliopsida, Ericales, Ebenaceae. Bases 112 to 1518 code for a protein of 468 amino acids. Gene Ontology annotation, cellular component: mitochondrion.